This is a messenger RNA of Sinocyclocheilus grahami, 687 nucleotides long. Its product is annotated as apolipoprotein A-I-1-like. The annotation marks the transcript as partial. Gene Ontology annotation, molecular function: cholesterol transfer activity; phospholipid binding; phosphatidylcholine-sterol O-acyltransferase activator activity. The transcript has 3 exons. Gene Ontology annotation, cellular component: extracellular vesicle; high-density lipoprotein particle; very-low-density lipoprotein particle. Lineage: Eukaryota; Metazoa; Chordata; Actinopteri; Cypriniformes; Cyprinidae. The record is from RefSeq and is a predicted model, not a curated record. Gene Ontology annotation, biological process: acylglycerol homeostasis; cholesterol efflux; phospholipid efflux.
AAAUUAUUAUUAUUUUUUUGCUACUGUAUUCAGUUAGCUGUAUUCAGAUUAAACUGUAACUCUAUAACUCUAACUGAACACAUCAAGCUCGGCCCUUGCUCCAGACUCAAGCGUCUGAAUCUGCGUGUGCUUUGCUCAGGCUGCCAGGCCCGAUUCCAGCAGGACGAGCCGCCGUCGCAGCUGGAGCAUGUGAAGUCUGCGUUCCAGGUUUACGCUGAUCAGCUGAAGCAGUCGGCACACAAGGCCCUCACUCACCUCGACGACACCGAGUUCAAAGACUACAAGGAAUUCCUGGGCCAGUCUGUGGACAACCUCCACGGCUACUUUCAGGACGGCUUCCAAACCAUCAGCCCAUUCAGCACCCAGAUGCUGGACGCCACUAAAGACAGGCGUGAGAAGCUGAUCAAAGACGUGGAGGAGCUCCGCAAGAAGAUCGAGCCCAUGCGCAAGGAGCUGAGGCAGGUGCUGGAGAAGCACUUCCAGGAGUACAGUGACGAGCUGAAGCCUUUCUUCGAGGAGUACUCGGCCAAGCAGCGCCAGCACAUGGAGGAGAUGAAGACCAAGCUGGAGCCUGUGGUCAAGAGCUUAAAGGAGAAGAUCGGAACCAACUGGGAGGAGACCAAAUCCAAGCUGGUGCCCAUCAUCAGUCUUCAGUGCUGUCAGGACCUCAGUGUUCAGUCUCUGUGA